AUGGAGGUGAGCAAGCUCGAGCGGUAUGUGUACGGCUUAAAGAAGGAGAUUAAGCGCUGGGAACAUAGUUUUCAGUCGCAGAAUGGGAAAACCCCCACUACAGAGGUGAUCAAGUCGAACCCUGCCAUUUCCGCGCGGUACAAGAAGUACAACAAGUAUAAGAAGAUUCUUACAAAGCUGCAGUCUGGCGUGCUGACGGUGGAGCAAUGGAAACAGCAGGAACAGCCAGAGACUAAGAAAGAGCCGAACAGUGCGGCAGUGCCCCAUUCGCCCCCGCUGUCGUCUCCUGACAGCGAGAGAGAGAUCGGGCCCACACCGCAGCUCGAUGGCCGAGUUUUGGGUAUAUUUGACAUCGAGAUCAAAGAGUCCCCCACCAAACAAACCCCCACCAAACAGCAAGUUCCAUUUGUCAGGGUGGAGAGCCCCGAUACGUUCAAAACCCCCACCAAACCAGUCGAGCGGAAGCUACUUUUUGGCGAGACUCCACGAACACAAAGACGAGCCACCGUGGAGGAGACCCCACAAUACCUGCGCACAGAGUCGUAUAACUCGGGCGAGAUGCUGUUUGGGUUUUCCACUCCCGAGAAACGUCCCGCAGACCAGAACGAUAUUUCGCCGAGCAAAGUCGUUGAACCUAGUCCGGUAAUUCGCCGGUUGGGUAGCCGGUCGCUCUAUGAGCUGAACCAGGAGGCAUUGGAGCUACAACGGCAGCACACUGUAGAGAUCGAGGAAGAGGAUCCUGAAGACGCCACCGAAGAAGUUCAGGAGCCCGAGGAGGCGGUGCUUGUGCGCAAAAAGACCGCCAAACGGACAACCAGACGCGUCAAGCUCAAGACGCUUGGCCCCGAAAAUACAGAAGACGAGCUGGGCUCUGUCGACCUCCAAUUUGAGAUUAAGCGGCUGCGCGAGCACAAAGAUGAUCGGGUCAGCGAAUCUGAGUCAAGUGAGGAAGAGGAGGAAGAGGAAGAAGAGGAUUAUAUCCGCAAGAAAGUUCAACCCACCGACAAGAAGUCUACUGGAAAACAUCCGCUGUCUAACAACUUUGUGCGCAUGAAAAUCCACCGCAAAAACAGAGGCCGUUUCAGACGAAGAUAG
Messenger RNA from Ogataea philodendri, 1095 nucleotides. RefSeq lists its product as uncharacterized. Lineage: Eukaryota; Fungi; Ascomycota; Pichiomycetes; Pichiales; Pichiaceae. The coding region runs from base 1 to 1095 and encodes 364 amino acids. Gene Ontology annotation, molecular function: DNA replication origin binding; single-stranded DNA binding. The transcript has a single exon. Gene Ontology annotation, cellular component: DNA replication preinitiation complex. Gene Ontology annotation, biological process: mitotic DNA replication preinitiation complex assembly; DNA replication; DNA replication initiation. The record is from RefSeq and is a predicted model, not a curated record.